Molecule: messenger RNA, 3244 nt
Organism: Puntigrus tetrazona (Sumatra barb)
Lineage: Eukaryota; Metazoa; Chordata; Actinopteri; Cypriniformes; Cyprinidae
Gene: erlin1
Product: ER lipid raft associated 1
Exons: 12
Coding region: 215-1264 (349 amino acids)
Biological process (GO): SREBP signaling pathway
Cellular component (GO): endoplasmic reticulum membrane; endoplasmic reticulum
Molecular function (GO): ubiquitin protein ligase binding; cholesterol binding
Source: RefSeq, a predicted model, not a curated record
GAUUCACAAAGCGUUUCAGUGGGAACCUUCAAACCUACAAUGUUGGGAACGGCGUCGUGAGUAAUAAAGUAAUGUCCUGCAAAAGCGAAAGGACAACAUUGUCCAUUAACUAAUUGAAUGAUCGGUAAAUACCUCCCGCGGCUACUGUUAGCCCCUCGUAUAUGUCGUUUAACUUGACAGAAUGUCGUUUUUUCACAAGGUGAGUGCUGGCUAAAUGAUAAUGGCACACGUUGGGGCAGUAGUCGCAGCAAUGGCUGGUGUGAUGGCCAUUCUGCUUCAUUCUUCCAUACACAAGAUUGAGGAAGGACAUUUAGCUGUGUAUUACAGAGGAGGAGCUUUGCUUACAUCCCCUAAUGGCCCGGGUUACCAUAUAAUGCUGCCUUUCAUCACUUCAUACAGAUCAGUACAGACAACCAUGCAAACAGAUGAAAUAAAAAAUGUGCCUUGUGGAACCAGUGGGGGUGUCAUGAUUUAUUUUGACAGAAUUGAGGUGGUCAACAUGCUGGUUCCAUUAGCAGUGGUGGACAUAGUGAAGAACUACACAGCAGAUUAUGACAAGACGCUAAUCUUCAACAAAAUCCACCAUGAGUUAAACCAGUUCUGCAGUGUGCACACACUACAGGAAGUCUACAUAGAGCUGUUCGACAUAAUUGAUGAGAACUUAAAGACUGCUCUGCAGAAGGACUUGAAUUCUAUGGCUCCUGGUCUCACAAUUCAGGCAGUGCGAGUCACCAAACCUAAAAUUCCUGAGGCAAUCAGAAGAAACUAUGAGCUAAUGGAAGCAGAGAAGACCAGGCUGCUCAUCACUGCUCAGACACAGAAAGUGGUGGAGAAGGAGGCUGAAACUGAGAGAAAGAAGGCCAUCAUAGAGGCUCAGAAAGUGGCUCAAGUGGCGGAGAUUCACUUCCAACAAAAAGUGAUGGAGAAGGAAACCGAGAAAAAGAUCUCUGAAAUUGAAGAUGCUGCUUUCCUGGCAAGAGAGAAGGCAAGAGCAGAUGCAGAAUUUUACACUGCUGCCAAAUUUGCAGAAGCCAACAGGCUGAAGCUGACACCAGAGUAUCUAGAACUGAUGAAAUAUCAGGCUAUCGCCGCAAACAGCAAGAUCUACUUCGGUCAAGACAUCCCAAACAUGUUUGUAGACAACAGUGCCUCCCGUCCGACCGCAGGCCAGGGUGCAGCAGACUCGGCCGAGCAGCUGGAGGCCCUGAGUAUGAAAGAGAGUCUUAAGAAAGCCUCUAAGCCCAAAGCCACAGAAAUCCACUGAGGGGCCUGAGAGCUGUCCACCCCCUCUUCCUCUGCUGUUUCUCUCUCUCUCUCUCUCUAUCUCUUUGUGGGGCAUGGGUGCUUGUGAGGCAUGCUGACAUGGAUACUUUUCACUCUUCUUCUGCAGUGGGGUUGGGUGCUUGGCUAACUGUGCUUCGAGUCAGUCAGCUGAGGAGACUGACACACAGAGCCUGUGGUUUUCCAGCAGUCACUUGUGGACUAAAAAGGAAUGUCCAGGAACUGUGCUACUGAAUAUUGCCAGGUCGAAUUGAAGCGAUCCAAAUCCUCUCCCUGACUCUCACAUCAGCAUGCUUUUUUUCCCGCUUUUUUUGCUCUCAACUUUCGCUUGUUUUGCAAAUUCAUGCUAAUUACUUGGCAGAUGCAUCUGUGUGAAGUAUGUGAACAUUUCGAGGUUUACCUUUUAUGUGUUGUCUUUUACAUAACUGGAAUUAUAAGGCAUCACACUAAUUGAGAUCAAAGGCGAUGGCCAAUGCUGUUACCAUCAGAUAAAACUCAUUUUGUAGCCAAAACUUGUCAUCUACUUUUCAUUCAUAUGUUGUUUAAAAGAUACUUCAUCCUAGCAUCAAGUUUAAAUUCUGUCAUUAUUUAUUCGCCCUCAUGUCAGUUUUUUAUUUAACAUUAAAACUUUUUUCUACUGAAAAAAGGUAGUCACGCUGUUCAUGGCAACUUGAGGGUAAGUAUCUGAUGACAGAAUUGUAAUUUUUAGGUAAACCAUCCCUGUAUAAAACCUUCAUUUCCAUCACCACUAACUUCAUUAUCACUAAAAUCUUAAUUUAGUCCAGCCACAUCUGCAGAGAUCAGUGGCUUUUACAUCUCUGUGUAAGAAUCAAAUGUUUUAAAAUCAUCCCUGCUAGUUUCUUAAUGAUCUGUGAUUGAGAAUUUUGACACCUGAAUACUUUGGUGUGAGUUUAAUUUAAUAUAAUGUCAGAAAUAGUUGGUUUGGUAUAGUGUUGUGUAGUGUGUUAGUUUGUUGGUGCCCUGUGCCUGUUUUUGAAUUGUUGGUUCUUAGAAGGUGUCACACUGAACAAGGGUAUGUGGCUUUCAUAAAGUUUCAUAAGACGUCAAAGCUUUGAUCCAGGGCUCCAGCCUUUGAAAUGCUACGAGAUGGAUAGCUAAUGGAUUCUAUAUAGUUGAGUCUGUUGCUUUAUGACUGAAAAUGCCUUUAUGAUUUUAGUUAAACUUGCUUGUUUUGUCAUUACUGGAAGGAGUUUAUUUCAAAGGGAAUUCAGUAACAAUAAGGGCUGCUGUAUUAUUAGACACUAUUUGAUGGGUAAAUGCAUUAAUGAUCAGAUGUUGUAACAAUAUAUUACUGCAUGCUAGAUGAUUUUCUGAAGCCUAAAAAACUUCACCACUAGGGGAAGCCGGUGCUCUUUAAGAAUCAAACUAGGCAUCAAAGACCUCUGUGACUCAAAAUCAUAAUAAUAAUAACAAUAAUAAUAAUGCAUUAAAUCGAACCAUCCAAGUAAGGCUUUGAAUAGUGUCUAUUAGUACUAUCUCUCAGGAAAAGAGACAUGAAUGACCUGGAGUUUUUUUCACCCUACAUCAAAUAUAAGUUGUAAAAUCAGAUAUAAGGUCAUGUUGUCUGUGUAUAUCUAUCUGUCACAGCACAUAGUCUUACAUCCUCUACAUAACUUUUCCAUUAAAGAGACAUGCAUUUAUUUAAUACAGUUAGGCUUCUCCCAUUUCUCCUUAAAAUUGACUUUUGUUCUUUUCCUUCAGAGAGUUUAAUUGUCUCAAAAGUUUUGAAGCAAUUCGCAAAGCUUUUUCUGUGAUUCUUGUGGCUGAUUAAAUAAGAGAGGACAGAACUUGACUGCCCUGGAAUAAACCCACUCUGUGAAUGUCACUUUUUUUAUGUCAGCAUAAUUUAAGUUCCUAAUUUUAAAACAUUUAUAUGCAAAAUUUAUAAAAUUUUGACAAUGUUCAGUUCUGUGAAAUAAAACCUAUUUUGAUACCAUUAAAA